Messenger RNA from Caenorhabditis elegans, 2671 nucleotides. It is a transcript of the gene dyn-1, whose product is annotated as Dynamin. Gene Ontology annotation, biological process: receptor-mediated endocytosis; programmed cell death. NCBI's taxonomy places the organism in Eukaryota, Metazoa, Nematoda, Chromadorea, Rhabditida, Rhabditidae. The transcript has 9 exons. Gene Ontology annotation, molecular function: GTP binding; GTPase activity. The record is from RefSeq and is marked reviewed. Gene Ontology annotation, cellular component: cytoplasm; cytoskeleton; phagocytic vesicle membrane. Bases 1 to 2493 code for a protein of 830 amino acids.
AUGUCGUGGCAAAACCAGGGAAUGCAGGCGUUGAUCCCUGUGAUCAAUCGUGUCCAGGACGCCUUCUCCCAGCUGGGCACAUCUGUCAGCUUCGAACUUCCACAGAUCGCCGUCGUCGGAGGACAGUCCGCUGGAAAGUCGUCGGUGCUGGAGAAUUUUGUCGGAAAAGACUUCUUGCCACGUGGAUCAGGAAUCGUAACACGUCGUCCACUUAUUUUGCAGCUUAUUCAAGAUCGCAAUGAGUACGCCGAGUUCCUACACAAGAAGGGUCAUCGCUUUGUGGAUUUUGAUGCAGUUCGGAAAGAGAUUGAGGAUGAGACUGAUCGUGUCACUGGACAGAAUAAGGGAAUCAGUCCACAUCCAAUCAACUUGCGUGUCUUUUCUCCAAAUGUUCUAAAUCUGACACUCAUCGAUUUGCCCGGUCUCACAAAAGUGCCCGUCGGAGAUCAACCAGCAGAUAUUGAGCAACAGAUCCGUGACAUGAUUCUCACAUUCAUCAACCGUGAGACUUGCCUCAUUCUUGCCGUCACUCCGGCCAACAGCGAUCUCGCCACUUCGGAUGCGUUGAAACUUGCGAAGGAAGUCGAUCCACAGGGUCUUCGCACGAUUGGAGUCCUCACCAAACUUGACUUGAUGGACGAGGGAACCGAUGCUCGCGAGAUCCUCGAGAACAAGCUGUUCACACUUCGUCGUGGCUACGUCGGAGUUGUCAAUCGUGGGCAGAAGGAUAUUGUCGGUCGCAAGGAUAUUAGAGCUGCUUUGGACGCCGAGAGAAAGUUCUUCAUCUCACACCCAUCCUACCGACAUAUGGCUGAUCGGUUGGGAACAAGCUACCUUCAACACACUCUUAAUCAACAGCUCACCAAUCAUAUCCGUGAUACACUGCCAACACUUCGUGAUAGUCUUCAAAAGAAGAUGUUUGCUAUGGAAAAGGAUGUGGCCGAGUACAAGAACUACCAGCCAAAUGAUCCAGGCCGCAAGACCAAGGCUCUUUUGCAAAUGGUUACCCAGUUCAAUGCUGACAUUGAGCGCUCCAUUGAAGGUUCCUCUGCAAAGCUGGUUUCAACCAAUGAGCUCAGUGGAGGAGCCCGUAUCAAUCGGCUUUUCCAUGAGCGUUUCCCAUUUGAGAUUGUUAAAAUGGAAAUUGACGAGAAAGAAAUGCGCAAAGAAAUCCAGUAUGCCAUCAGAAACAUUCACGGUAUCCGCGUCGGUCUCUUCACUCCGGAUAUGGCGUUUGAGGCAAUUGCCAAAAAGCAAAUCACCCGUCUGAAGGAGCCAUCGUUGAAAUGCGUUGAUCUGGUGGUCAACGAGUUGGCUAAUGUGAUCAGACAGUGCGCUGACACUAUGGCUAGAUAUCCACGUCUUCGUGACGAGCUGGAAAGAAUCGUCGUCUCGCAUAUGCGUGAACGUGAGCAAAUUGCCAAGCAGCAAAUUGGGCUCAUUGUUGACUACGAACUCGCUUAUAUGAACACAAACCAUGAGGAUUUCAUUGGAUUCAGCAAUGCUGAAGCAAAAGCCUCCCAAGGACAAUCAGCGAAGAAGAAUCUUGGAAACCAGGUGAUCAGAAAGGGCUGGCUCUCACUGAGCAACGUAUCGUUUGUGCGUGGCUCCAAGGACAAUUGGUUUGUGCUCAUGUCGGACAGUUUGAGUUGGUACAAAGAUGAUGAGGAGAAGGAGAAGAAGUACAUGCUCCCAUUGGAUGGUGUCAAGCUGAAGGAUAUUGAGGGUGGAUUUAUGUCUCGUAACCACAAGUUUGCUCUGUUCUACCCCGACGGAAAGAACAUCUACAAGGAUUACAAGCAGCUUGAGUUGGGAUGCACCAAUUUGGACGAAAUUGAUGCGUGGAAGGCUUCAUUCUUGCGUGCUGGUGUCUAUCCAGAAAAGCAGAAGGCACAGGAAGAUGAGUCCCAACAAGAGAUGGAGGAUACCUCGAUUGAUCCACAACUUGAGAGACAGGUGGAGACAAUCCGUAAUUUGGUUGAUUCCUACAUGAGAAUCAUUACCAAGACAAUUAAGGACCUGGUUCCAAAGGCGGUGAUGCAUUUGAUUGUUAACCAGACAGGUGAGUUCAUGAAAGAUGAACUUUUGGCCCAUCUCUACCAAUGCGGCGACACUGAUGCUCUCAUGGAGGAAUCUCAAAUAGAAGCCCAGAAGCGCGAGGAGAUGCUCCGAAUGUACCAUGCUUGCAAGGAGGCGCUCCGCAUUAUCUCUGAAGUCAACAUGAGCACCCUUGGCGACCAGCCGCCGCCAUUGCCGAUGUCUGACUACCGCCCACACCCAUCUGGACCUUCACCGGUGCCGCGUCCGGCUCCUGCUCCACCAGGCGGACGUCAGGCCCCAAUGCCACCACGCGGAGGACCCGGUGCCCCACCACCACCAGGCAUGAGACCACCACCAGGUGCGCCAGGAGGCGGCGGUGGCAUGUACCCACCGUUGAUUCCAACGCGUCCGGGACCAGGCGGCCCACCACCCAACAUGGCACCGCCUAGAUAAUAAUGUUGUGAAUAAUUCCCCCACUGACCAAAGAAGAGUACCGACACCAUCCAACGGAGCACCAGAGAUUCCAGCUCGCCCGCAAGUCCCCAAGAGACCUUUCUAAAUGCUUUUACAUCUCCAUCCUAGCUCACUUGUCAUACUAUUACCGUUCCCAUAGUAAUUGUACAAUGCCCCC